AUGCUGAGUAAUUUCUAUUGGAUGCAUAAACCUAAUCCUUUGGCAAGCUUUAAUAUAACUCUAUUAGUUGUGCAAAUAUUUCGAGUACCCCUUAUCUUUACAAUCGGUGGAUCGAUAAAUAUAGGUAAAUCAGGUAAUUGGUUUACUGCACAGUUAACGUCUACUAAAAAAACUAAACGGAAAAUCUCAAGGUUACGUAGGAUGCAUCUGAUUGGAUGGUCAUUUAUACGCUUAUUUGAAUGGGGAUUUCUGCGUAAUGGAACACAUGAGCUUUGCAUUAUCAAACCACCAAUUCGCUCACGUACAUUGAAUAAGAUUCAAGAAAGAAACGAGGAAGUAAUUUUAACAUGGAGAACAGAUGACAUUAUAGAAAAGGCAAGUCUUACAAUUCAACUAAGAGAUGCCCGUUUCCUCGAUUUUGUUGAAGAAAAGAAAUUAGAACAACAACCCAAUUACGAUCAACCGCAAAGUGAUCAGCUUGAUAAAACAAACGAAUCUAUUGAUCUCAAUGAACAAAUGAAAAAGUUAGACGACAUAAAUUUACAUGCAAUGGUAAAGUAUAGAGCGGAAAAUGAUGUGAAUUGGCUGGAGAAAGACAAAGAUGGAGCCGAUCAACUUUUGACAGAGAUCCAUGAGUUACUUAAAACUGAAGUGGUAAGUGAAAAAUGCAAGAUCCUAAGUCUAUAA
Molecule: messenger RNA, 687 nt
Organism: Heterobilharzia americana
Lineage: Eukaryota; Metazoa; Platyhelminthes; Trematoda; Strigeidida; Schistosomatidae
Source: the annotation of a GenBank genome assembly